Misgurnus anguillicaudatus (oriental weatherfish) is the source of this 3367-nucleotide messenger RNA. Its product is annotated as myogenesis-regulating glycosidase. NCBI's taxonomy places the organism in Eukaryota, Metazoa, Chordata, Actinopteri, Cypriniformes, Cobitidae. Gene Ontology annotation, molecular function: hydrolase activity, hydrolyzing O-glycosyl compounds. The record is from RefSeq and is a predicted model, not a curated record. Gene Ontology annotation, biological process: carbohydrate metabolic process; skeletal muscle fiber development.
CUUGCUCUUCAGCAACGCAGUCGUCAUACAUGAGUAUCAGGAGUCGUCUGUGUAUAUAAUUUAUGAAAAGUUUAUUAAUUUAACUUAGUAACGUUAAGCCAUUUCAGAUCUUCGUGAACGCCAUACGACACGCGACAACGUGAGAUUCAAGAAAUGGGCACGCUUCAGUUAUUAGAUGGAUUAAUCUGCAAAAUCAAGUUAGUCCUGGCCAGCGAAUGCCACAGCCAGGUGCUCGACACCUAAGACAGCACACUUCCUGCUAAUAAAGUGAAAAUACAAUUGUGUUUAAAAAAAUAAGAAGUGUAACAAUGUACCAGAUUGUACCAGCAACUGUUGGAGAUAUUGGCAUUAGUGCCAUGGCCCGUUGUUCCCCACCAAAGCGAAAGAGAGUGACCAGUCAUAGCCAUCCAGUAAUUGCAGCGAGUGCGCUCGGAUUCAUUCUAGUUCUUGCUACUAUCGUAGCAUGGUGCAACUACUAUGCUUCUCUUCAGAAAGCCAACCUCUUGACAACCGAACAACUAGACCUUAACAAACAUGGUUAUGUUAUUCGGAAUCAGGCUGGGGUUGUCAUCUUCAAAAUGGCAUUCAGGUCUGGAACCCUUGACUUGGACUCCUGUUCAAAAGAAGAUAAAAUAAUCAGCUGUGACAAAUCCAAUGCAGGGAAUAUCAAUUUCUUCAUAGAAACCCUAAAACCUAAAGACACGGUUACAUGUUAUCGCAUACGUUGGGACGAGCUGAAGGAUCGUGUGGUGGAGCAUGUCAUGUCCUGUGGUGAUUCUCAUUGGUACGGUGGUGCGGAGACAAGGUUGCAACAUUGGCCGAUAACUUUGAAAGGACAACAAGCACCUGAGCCUUUUGUUACAGGUGAUAUCUAUUCAAAUCAUCAAGUUUUCGGUGGCAUCUUGGAGCGCUACUGGCUUUCUUCCAGUGCAACAGCCAUAAAAAUUAAUGACUCUGUUCCUUUUCAUCUUGGCUGGGAUGAAACAAACCGAACUUUGCGGUUCCAGGCUCGAUAUGACAACAGCCCCUAUAGGUCACACACUGGUCAAUCCCAUUAUGUUACGCUAAGUUAUCGAGUAUGUGUUGGGCUCGACGUCACCUCGAUACACAAGUACAUGGUACGUCGAUAUUUCAACAAGCCUAAUAAAGUUCCCUCGGAAGCUGUUUUCAGAUAUCCAGUCUGGUCUACUCGGUCUUUAACACAAGUUGAUCAGGAAAGAUUUUUAAAAUAUGCAUUUGAUAUCCAAAAACAUGGCUUCAACUGCAGUCACCUGGAACUGUAUGAUGGCUACACCGGUGACUAUGGAGAGUUCGAGUUUGAUAACGUAAAGUUCCCUAACGCCUCGGCUAUGUUUCAAAAACUACGCAAGGAGGGUUUCCACGUUACCCUUUGGACUCAUCCGUUUGUCAACUAUAAUUCUGCCAAUUUUGGUGUUGGAGUAGAACGAGGUCUUUUUGUAAGAAAUCCUGGUGGCCAGCUUCCUGCUUUUGUGCGUUGGUGGAACGGUAUCGCUGGUAUUUUGGAUUUCACGAACCCAGAAACUCGUGACUGGUACGCCUCAAAUUUGCGCGCCCUCAAGAACAAGUAUGGAGUGACGUCUUUUAAAUUUGAUGCUGGAGAAACAAGCUACUUACCUCGAGAGUUCAGCACCUUUGUUCCACUGAAAGAUCCCAGUACUUUUACCCGACGCUACACUGAGAUGGCGAUCCCGUUUAGCGACCGGGCAGAGCUGCGGUCUGGCUAUCAGUCGCAAAACAUCUCCUGCUUCUUUAGAAUUAUGGACCGUAGCUCUCUAUGGGGAUAUGACCUGGGCAUCAAAUCCAUAAUCCCGACCGUACUCACUAUAAGCAUUCUCGGCUACCAGUUUAUUCUUCCCGACAUAAUAGGUGGAAACCUCACCGAUAGACCCGGCGGACUUCCAGAUCGAGAACUCUACAUCCGUUGGCUUGAACUCUCAGCUUUCAUGCCAGCAAUGCAGUUCUCACUGCCACCGUGGCUCUAUGACGAUGAAGUUGUGAAUAUUGCCAAGAAGUUCACAGCGCUCCACGAGUCUCUCGUAGCCCCUAGAGUUCUCGAACUUGCUGGGGAAGUGCUGUACACUGGUGAUCCUAUCAUACGUCCUCUUUGGUGGAUCGCUACAGAUGAUGAGGCAGCUUUCAAAAUCGACUCUCAGUUCCUAAUAGGAGAUGACCUUCUGGUAGCUCCUGUACUUGAACCAGGCAAGCAGGAAAGAGAUAUAUACCUGCCUGCCGGUAGAUGGAGAAGUUACAAGGGAGAGUAUUUUGACAAAGGCCCCAUAUACCUUACUGACUACCCAGUGGACUUGGAUGAGGUUGCUUACUUUGUGUGGUCAGGAUAAUCGUAAUUAGUGUAAAUUUGUUGUGUAUUGGUUCUUCCAUGCAUACAUGUAAAAUACCAAGACUGAAAAUUGAAACUGUUAUGUUGACAUUUUUACAUGAUGUUAUUAUUAAUUAUAUGACUACUUUAUUCUGUAGUAUACUUUUAUUUUAAUUGACCCUUCGCUAAGUCCCGCCCUCCUAAGUUACUGUUGCAUGUCUAUUACAGUAUGCACCGGUGUUAGAGAUUCCCAAAUGAUUAGCCAUUUUGAUGAAAAGGUGAAAUAUCUGAGAGAGCAAAACAAAAGGGACUGCAGUAUGCAUUCGAGGGAUAUAUCCACGACAUAAUAUGCAACCUAUUAAAAAAUUAUUUAAUCAAAAUUGAAGCUAAAGCCUAUAGGUCCCAGCGCAAACAGCAGCUGUCUCAUACGCUGACCAUUCAAAAGGGAAACACAAAUUGAGGAACAUCUUUGUUCAUGCAGUUUUUCUAUUUCCUAUUGUUGUAUGAUCAUUUUUCUUUUAUUUAUUAAAAAAUGUCCAUUGAUGUAUUAUUGACUUUCUGCUAGUAAAAACGUGUUUUGUGAAUUUGUUUAUUUUAUUAGAACAAAACUGCUCUAUGAAACAAGCUCAUGAGUAUGGGGGUGUUACAAACAUAAGCACAUAAGGAUAUGACCACAAAAAUAUCCAAAUUAGCUUGGGGUGCCCGCCGUGUUUGCCGAAACCCGGGAUCGAACCAGGGACCUUUAGAUCUUCAGUCUAACGCUCUCCCAACUGAGCUAUUUCGGCCACGUAAAAGAUAAUUUUUAAGUUAGCGGCCACGUGAAGUGAAUUGAAUAAACAUAACGUUACCUGAUAAAUCGAGACUCUCAGAAGCUAGCUUAGUUUGACCGGGGCGAAUUUGUCUUACUUUUCGGAUUCAGAUAAGACGUUUUAUGUAACCGUAACGCUCUUUGAGAAGCGUGAACGAUACGUGCUUUCACGUUAAGAGUCUUAAAAGUCUCUAAUAAUCCCAGAAAAGUCGCUAGAUUUG